Molecule: messenger RNA, 4074 nt
Organism: Aedes albopictus (Asian tiger mosquito)
Lineage: Eukaryota; Metazoa; Arthropoda; Insecta; Diptera; Culicidae
Exons: 2
Coding region: 41-907 (288 amino acids)
Molecular function (GO): nucleic acid binding; zinc ion binding
Source: RefSeq, a predicted model, not a curated record
GUUCGAUUACAAGAGACAGUUUGAGUACAUCGCGGCUGCGAUGAGCAAGAAGAGCAAGAAAAGACUCAAAAGCAUCUUCCUGGCUGUCGCUGGUCGUCAACUUCAACGUGUGUAUGAGAGCUUACCCAAUGCUAACCAUGAAACCACUGGAGACGGCGGAGAUGAUUUCGAAAAUGUCAUACAACGAUUGGAUACUUAUUUUGCUCCGAAACGCCACGACACCUUCGAGAGGCACGCAUUUUGGACGCAGAAACCAGUCACCGGCGAGACCCUUGACAAAUUUUUGCUGCGGGCCAAGGUAUUGGCCACUAAAUGUCAGUUUGGAACAACGGAACGAGAAAGCCGCGAUGCAGCCGUGAUUGACAAGAUCGUAAUGCUUGCACCACCUGAAUUGCGACGGAAAAUAUUGGAGAAGCCCAACAUCAACUUGGACGAGCUUACCAACCUCGUCAACACCCACCUUUCUAUUCAACACCAAGUCCGUGAGUUGAACCAACAUGCUUCUAGUGCUGGGAACAUGCUAGAAACCAGUCGUGGCAGUACGUUUGUGAACAAAAUAUCCAACACUAAUGACAAAUCUCGCUGGACACAAAGCUAUCAAGUUUCCGAUUGUAGCAGAUGUGGUAACAGACCACACAAGCCAGAAGAGAACUGUCCAGCCAAGAACGCCAAGUGUCACAACUGCGAUGCCAUUGGUCAUUUCGCGAAAAAGUGUCGCGGAAGGAUUGAUAAGUCUGGUCCGAUAAAGCGCAAGUCUACAGACUACCAAGAUCAUCGCCGUUUCAAGAAGCCCAAAAUCAACGCUGUCAGCGCCAAUCAGUUGCCUGAAUCACGUGCUGUGAAAACUGAAGCUCAUCCGCAGGACUCCUUCAUAUAUGCAAUCAGCGAUAACCAUGACUAUAGAUAGUAGAGUAAACAUAGAUCCGCUAAGAUGAAUCCGUUGUAUCCAAACGAACUGUCAAAAUCUGUAUCCAAACGAGCAUGACGUCACGAUUUGGACAACAUCAAUGGAGCGCAUGACGUCAUAUUCAAUCGUCGCACUUCUGAAAAUUACUACUUACACGCUUGAAACAUUUUAGUCAGCGGUGUCCGCGGAUCUAUGUUUACUCUACUAUCUAUAACCAUGACGAGUUGGUUUGGUGUAAGGUCGGUGGCGUGCUCAUCGAAAUGAUGAUCGACUCAGGUAGCAAAUACAACAUUGUUGAUGAAUCAACGUGGCAAUAUAUCCGGAACAAAAAUGCUUUCCUGAAGAAUGUGCGUCCGUCAUCCAAACAGCUAUCGGCUUACGCGCAACGUGAAUCCUUGAGUAUCAUCUGUACAUUCGAUGCCGAAAUAACGGUUGUCGAGGGUAAUGGCCUCAGUGUUGACACUACAUUUUAUGUUGUAAAAGGUGGUGAACAGAACUUGCUAGGAAGAGUUACAUCGAAGCAGUUGGGAGUGUUGUUGAUCGGCCUACCUAGCGCCGUGAGUCCGGAGGAGAUUCAGCACAUUUCAGAUAACGCUAUUGAUAAGUUCCCUGUAAUUAAAGGUAUAAAUUAGUAUUUAGCUAAUAAACACAAAUUGUAAAAUUUAAUCAUACAUACAGGCGUCAAAAUACGUAUUAACAUUGAUGAAACUGUCAACCCCGUGGCCCAACAUGUUCGCCGAGUCCCAAUAGCUCUUCGUCAACAAGUCGAAGAUCAACUCAAUAGACUAUUAAAAUUGGGUAUUAUCGAAAAAGUUUAUGGCCCUAGUCCGUGGGUGUCACCUGUUGUAAUAGUCAUAAAAGACAACGGUGACGUGCGGCUGUGCAUCGACAUGCGUCGUGUUAACACUGCGAUCCGGAGAGAGUAUCAUAUGAUACCUACUCUUGAUGAUCUUCUUGCAAGGUUAAAUGGAUCCAUGUGGUUUUCCCGGCUUGACAUCAAAGAUGCGUAUCACCAAGUGGAAUUGCAUGAGUCAAGUCGACACAUCACGACAUUCAUUACGCACCUCGGGAUGUUCCGAUACAACAGAAUAUAACGUAGUUGAGAGGAAAGGAAACCGCGUUACAGUAUUUGAUCCCGUAUCCGGUGGCGUGCUUGAAAGAAACACGGCUCAUGUCAAGAAAAUACCCAAACAUCCUAACGAUGAAGGAACAUCAAGUGGCGUAUGCGAUGGAACACACAGUCCUGUAGUCGGUCACGAUCUGGAACCAGUGCAAACAUCUCGUCCAUUCCGUUCGAUGUCUCGACCAACCUGGCAACGCGAUUAAGUUGUCAAUCAACCAUAAUCUGGAUAAAAAGGAAGAUGUGGUGAAUGAUUCACUGAUCCAAGCAACCCGAUGGUACAGUAAAGCAUUCGUGAAUUAGUUUCUCUGGUGUGCAGACGUACCUACGUCAAAGUGCUACGAAGUUCUUAGUGUAGUUUCUAUAGAGUUUAAAUAAAAGCUUAUUAUUAGAUUCUAACAGUUAAUUAAACUCCAAAGUAUCACACUUAUAUAGUUGAUGUCUUCGGCAAAGUUGUUUGGUUGGUCAAAAACUUAUAGAUUAUGGGCCGUUUGAUUCGAUAUUCCACCACUAGGCAGUGCUAGAUAGCAUGCAAAUUUUUUAUCUCAUAAUAUCUCAGGAUCCUGAUUCCUUAGAAAAAAUGGUGUCUUAGUUGUUGGGUAGGUCAAAAAUGUUCAGUUGAUGAGCCAUUUGAUACGAACUCUCCUAUUGGGAGACGCUGGUGCGGGAUGCUUAUUAUUUUUAGAGAUGGUGUCUACAGCUGUUAUAUGGCAGGACAUGGACCUACCGAAUAUAGACACUAUAGAAUCUACAGACUUGGGGAGAAAUAGUUGAAUUACGCAAUUUUAGAGUGUUUUAUAGUGAAUUCAGUGUGUACUAAUAGAAAAUGACGUCACACAACCCACAGUUGUUAUUGUCGGGCCGCCACCAAACCGGACUUCGCACAAUCAAGUCGCGACGCGACGCAACUCGCGACGUUUCUCAAUCAUGUCAAAAGUAGUGCGCAUCCUUCCCGUUGUUGUCAGCAACACAGCGCACUAGAUGCGAAACAGUUGCGACACUUGUGGACCAAGAAAAUGGAAAUUUUUGAUUGAAUGUCGGUCUUGAUUCCAACCGGAUAGACAAUAUCGUUCCGUAAAUCUCGUUUGGCUAAACGAAUUGAUAGAUCGCUUGGUUGGGGGCCAUCCAUAAAUGGCGUAGCAUUUUUUUGACGAUUUUUGACACCCCCCUUCUCCCACUAUUUUCCCAUACCUAAUACAUGGCUCGUAGCAUAAUCAGAGACUCUCCCCACCACCCUAAAAUGCCACUUCAACUAUGGACGGCCCCUUACAGUUGUCUGCACCUUGGAAAGCAUAUGGAAUCUAUAGUGUCUAUAUUACAGAUUAUGGGAUAUAUACAAUUAUACUUUGAUCAUAAUCUACACAAUUUUCCACAGCACAGAGAUCAGACAUCCAAGCUCAGUUUCAAAACUGUGUAAGGAAUUAAACGUUCAUUUGAAAUGGCAACACAAGUGGCAACAUCGUGGUGGCGCUGCUAUCCCAAUGUUCCCACGCUGUUGUCGGUGGUAAAUAUAAAACUUAUGUAGAUAUGCGUACUCACCACUAAUUGUAGCAACUUGCCGCAUAGGUGACGCUAGUGUUGUCAACGCUAAAAAAAUUGAAUCCUUGCACAGCUUUCGAGACAAUUUUCUAUAGGCUUGGAUGUCUGUUCUCUGUGAUACAAAAUAUAUUUUCAUGAAAAAUCGAAUAAAAUGGAAUGUAAAUUUCAACGUUUCCUUCCCGUAACCGGAAGGAACUCCUGGAGAGAAAUUCCUGGAGGAAUCCCGUGAGGAGUUCCUGGAGGAAUCCUGGAAGAAAUUCCUAGAGGAAUCUCGAGAGCAACUCCUAGAGGAAUCCCGGGAGAAAUUUCUGGAGAAUCCCGGGAGAAAUUCCUGAAAGAAUCCUGAGAGGAAUUCCUGGAGGAAUACCAGGAAGAAUUCUUGGAGGAAUCCCGGGAGAAAUUCGUUGAGAAAUACCGGUAAGAAUUCCUGGAGAAAUCCCAGGAGGAAUUUCAAGUGGAUUUCCUAGAAAAACUCAUGCAGGAAACCCGGGAGGAAAUUCUGGAGAAA